AUGAUAGUGUCAGUGAAAACUACAAAUCUGCAGAUGAAAUGGCUACUAAUGUUAGUGUUUUCAUUCGCAGUCAAUACUAAAACUCUAAAAGAAUCAAAUCCCCCAAUAAUAGAGUACAAACCUUUUAUUGUAUAUUGGAAUAUUCCUACAACAUCGUGCAAGAAGCGUUUUGGUGUGGACCUAAAUCUCCAGGCUUUUGAUAUUAUAGCUAACCCUGAUGAGACAUUAAAUGGACCCUAUGUUACAAUAUUUUAUGAAAAAAAAUUAGGGUAUUACCCUUAUAUUAAUGAAAUUGGAGAGAUGUUCAAUGGAGGAAUACCUCAGAAUGAGAAACUCUCAAAGCACCUUGAAAAGAGCACUACGGACAUCAAGAACAUCAUUCCUGGGGCAAGAUUCCAAGGACUUGCUGUUAUUGACUGGGAAGAAUGGAGACCUCAAUGGGACAGGAAUUGGGGUCCUAAAAAUGUAUAUAGAAUCCAGACCUUAAAUUAUAUUAAAAAUCGCUACAAUGAAUGGCCAGAAAAUAAAGUGCAGGCAGCAGCAAAACAGGAAUAUGAAAAUGCUGCCAAGAGUUUUAUGAAUUCUACUCUCCGCCUGGGGUCAGCACUCAGAUCACAAGGACACUGGGGUUUUUACCUUUACCCAGAGUGCUACAAUUAUGAUUACAAAAAAAAUCCACAAGCAUACACUGGGAAAUGUCCAGAAAUUGAAAUUACCCGCAAUGAUGGCCUCCACUGGCUAUGGCAAGCAAGUACUGCUCUUUAUCCUUCCAUAUAUUUACCACUGAUGUUGAGGGAUAGUCCACAUACCCAGAAAUUUGUUCACUAUCGAGUCAAAGAGGCCAUGAGAAUUUCCUACAAAGCUAAGCAUGACUAUGCUUUGCCUGUUUUUGUUUAUACCAGGCUAUUUUAUACCUAUGGUCUUGAGCCCUUGACUAAGAAUGAUUUAUUGUAUACCAUUGGUGAGAGUGCUGCAAUGGGUGCAGCAGGUAUGGUAAUAUGGGGAGGACUGGACCAUUCCAAUUCAAGAAACAGCUGCUUAACUAUGCAAAAAUUUGUUAACGGAGUUUUUGGUCACUACAUCGUCAAUGUGACAGCAGCUACCCAGCGCUGUAGCCGAAUUCUUUGUAACAAUAAUGGAAGAUGUGUUAGGAAACAAUCGGAGUCAUUCUCUUAUCUGCACAUGCCCCUGGGCAGUAUCAUGAGGCAUAAGUUAAAGAAGGGUCUGAAGUUUUUCCCUUCUCAAAGGGCCUCAAAAGAACAUAUACAGUACAUGAAGAAUGAGUUUAUUUGUCAGUGUUAUACUCACUGGAAUGGAAAAGUCUGUGCUUGGAAAGAUACCCACCACUCUGGAUCAAGGCAAAUCACUCUUUCCUCUGAUACAAAUAUCCUUUUCUCUUUACUUUUAAUGUUGCCUCUGACUAUGCUGAUCUUUUUCUAUCCCAUUACACUCUAACUUCUCUGGAAUCAGUCAAA
Molecule: messenger RNA, 1475 nt
Organism: Gracilinanus agilis (Agile Gracile Mouse Opossum)
Lineage: Eukaryota; Metazoa; Chordata; Mammalia; Didelphimorphia; Didelphidae
Product: hyaluronidase-1-like
Exons: 3
Coding region: 1-1455 (484 amino acids)
Biological process (GO): carbohydrate metabolic process; hyaluronan catabolic process
Molecular function (GO): hyalurononglucosaminidase activity
Source: RefSeq, a predicted model, not a curated record